Molecule: messenger RNA, 2210 nt
Organism: Daucus carota subsp. sativus
Lineage: Eukaryota; Viridiplantae; Streptophyta; Magnoliopsida; Apiales; Apiaceae
Product: ubiquitin-like-specific protease 1D
Exons: 13
Coding region: 675-1739 (354 amino acids)
Biological process (GO): proteolysis
Molecular function (GO): cysteine-type peptidase activity
Source: RefSeq, a predicted model, not a curated record
AAUAAUUCGGGCCGGGUCGAACAAAGCGCCAGUGUGGCCGAUGUUUCCCUGCAUUGAUGACUGGAAUCAGACAAGAAUCAAACGAAUUAAUUUCACAAAGCAGGUCCAGUUGAGCUCACAAUCCUCACAAACUUGUCACUAUUCCACUCUCAUCGCACCUUCCAUACACACAUAACAUUAUAUGUAUGUAUGGAAGAAGAGAGCAACAAGAAGAGGAAAAAACUGUGCGAUAUUGAAUUGAACAACCUCAUUGAUCGCCACGACGAGGAGCCACCGUCACUGGUGGUCGAAGCCUCCGGAGAUGAUCUGAAGCUAAUGAGUGAUUUCUAUCUCGAAGAUUCUAUUCAACGCUGCAGCAAAACUUACGAAAGUGUGGGUAGUAAAUUGCCUGACGGAGGACGAAAGCUUAAGGAAAAACUUACUAGUCUUGAGCAGGAAAAAGAGAGCCGGGAUCGACACCGCCUCAUGGGACAUUAAUUGGCUUCAAGCAAGUGACUGAUCAUUCAUCUUCGCCUCAAUUACAAUUUGGCCCAAUUUGUCAAAAGUUUGAAGAAAAUCAAGGAAAUGGGGCAAUUGAUGCUUUUGGAAACAAAUUAAAUACCUUGGGUCGAUGUGAUAGCCGGAAAACAAGAUCUGAUGGCCUCAUUUCAUCAGUGGAAAAGUGUAAGAGUGGGAUGAGUUCACGACAAACAGCUUUCCGAAGCCCUAGAUUUCUUUCGGAUGAAGUCGAAAAACUAAAUGUCUCUAAUGGUGAUAUAAAUUCUUCUGACAUGGAGGAGGAUCCAUCACGUUUUCCCUCCAGGAAGAAUUCUCCGAUCGUCAAACCUUCAUAUAAUUUGAGGUCAAGGAAUCGGGAGCAGACAGUCAUUUUAGUGGAUGAGGAGGAAAACCAGCAUGCAGCUUUAAUAGAUGAAGAAGAUAACAUGGAUGCAAGCAUGAAGGAAAUCAAAAUUUACUUUCCUACAAGAUGUCACCCGGAGUCGAUAGAGCUCGGGUAUGCAGACAUGGAGUGUCUUGCUCCUGAAACAUAUCUGUCAUCAACCAUUAUGAACUUUUAUAUCCGAUAUCUGGAGCAGGCAACAUUUACAAGCGAUAGCGAUAGAUGCCGCUAUCAUUUUUUCACCACAUAUUUCUAUGGAAAGCUUAAAGAAGCUGUACAAGACAAGACAAACGACAUGAAAGAUGUGUUUAACAAAUUCCGAAGGUGGUGGAAAGGUGUCAAUAUAUUUGAGAAAGCAUACAUAUUCCUGCCGAUACAUGAGAAUCAUCACUGGAGCUUGGUAAUCAUAUGUAUCCCAGACAAUGAAGAUGACUCUGUUCCAAUUUUGCUUCAUUAUGAUUCACUUGGGCUUCACAGUAGUAGGCCGAUUUUUGAAAACAUUAAAAGUUUUCUGAAAAAGGAGUGGACCUACUUGAAUGAAAAGGAAACGUCUUCAAAUUGUCCGAUAGAUGAUAGCAUUUGGAAAAAUCUCCAUCGAAAAAUCGAGAAAAAAGUAAUCACGGUUCCGCAACAAAAGGACGAGUAUGACUGCGGCCUCUUCGUCCUUUUCUUUAUGCAGCGUUUCAUUAAAGAGGCUCCUCAAAGGCUGAAGAAGAAAGACUUGGCAAUGUUUGGCAAGCAGUGGUUUACUCCCGAAGAAGCUUCUGACUUGAGACCCAUAAUUCGGGCUUUAAUCAAGAAACUGUUUAAGGAAAACCCUGAAGGUGGAAGUAGAGGGCAAUUUGUCAUCGAGUGCUAACCCCAGCUAGAAACGGUGAGCAUCAGAAUAUGUCAGUUUCUUCCUGUUCUGUUGAAGUCUUUCCAAGAAUUGGCAUUUGGGGUCUGACAUUUGCGUGUAGAGCUCAUAUGGAUGGUUCUUCCUAGUUCAACUUCCUGACAUUGCAAAAGAGACGGAUGCAACUAAGAUUAUUUGACUGUGGAAGUCUUUUUCUCUUCUUUUGGCAAAUAGGUUACAGAACUAUACUUUCGAACUAUACUUUCAGGAGUAUUAAACUGUGUGCUGCAACUCUUAUGUAUGUAAGGGGGACGGAGGGGUAGAUCUAUUUGCCCUGUAUUUGUCCAAUGUAAUGACUUGACGCGAUUUUAAUCCCGUCCACAAGAAACCAGCGCUCAGCCAGUGGGCAGAGAAUCUGUGGCCACAAAAUAUUUUCUGUUCCCCAAAUUUGUCAAAACUAAACAGCAUAUGUUAUGAUCAAGAUGAUUGAACUCA